Messenger RNA from Boleophthalmus pectinirostris (great blue-spotted mudskipper), 6140 nucleotides. It is a transcript of the gene dyrk1ab, whose product is annotated as dual-specificity tyrosine-(Y)-phosphorylation regulated kinase 1A, b. Gene Ontology annotation, molecular function: protein serine/threonine/tyrosine kinase activity; transcription coactivator activity; ATP binding. Gene Ontology annotation, cellular component: nucleus. NCBI's taxonomy places the organism in Eukaryota, Metazoa, Chordata, Actinopteri, Gobiiformes, Gobiidae. The transcript has 12 exons. Gene Ontology annotation, biological process: peptidyl-serine phosphorylation; peptidyl-threonine phosphorylation; protein autophosphorylation. The coding region runs from base 863 to 3091 and encodes 742 amino acids. The record is from RefSeq and is a predicted model, not a curated record.
GCUAGAGCAUCGCCAUUUUGUCAGGAGGGUUUUUUUCCCCCCCAGCUCAGUCUUUUCAAAUGUUCUCCCUUCCCGCCGGAAUAAUGCUGUCAGUGGAUAUACAUUUGACGUUUUUGAAUAACGAAAUGCGUCUAGUGGAUCGGAUUAAGAAGAUCAAGAGGCCAACGUUUUAACACAGUUCAAAUUAUUAGGCGGCGCCGCUCUAACUCAGUUGUCCGUGUCUGUGGUCCGCCGGGCCGGUUCACUGCGCAGGUUUGGACCGCGCGCCAUUUUGUGAAAAUUGACACAAAAUUCUUGACCAAAAUUAUCAGAGGACACGGAUUCUAUUUCACAUUUGGAUUACUCUGGAUUCGACUGUAUUGACAUCUGACUCGAAGCGACUAGCGUUUUAUGUGCAGAGACGACGUUAAAUUAUAAUUUGGUAUAUCGUUUAUUUAGCGUCGGCUAGAAUUGUUAGCUUGGGGCUAGCCACCAAAGCUACAUCGUUAGCAAAAGCUAGUAGCUAACGUUAGCCGCGUUCAUAGGUUAGCCAGUGAGUUCUUCGUGGUAGUUAGCAUGUUAUUAGUCAUCAGCUGAUUGUAGCUUAAAUCAAAGACACUUCGACCAUCGGCAUUGUCCAUCAAAACUGGAGACAUGAAGAGCCUAUUACAUCCAACUGGCAAAUAAUUUUGGUCUUUGCCUUUGAAAAAACUGGAUUAAAAUUACUCGCUAAACGGGGAGCAGGGAGGGGAGAGUCUCAAGCUGGAUAAGUUUCCUCAUCAUACAGGUUAUUGGACUUUAAAUGAAGAUCGUGCCAUCAGAGUGUGUUGUGGUUUGCUGCUGGACUCUCUUCCCAGGAUGAUAUGAAAUUUAGCUGGAGAAGAUGCAUCCAGGAGGAGAGACUUCAGCAUGCAAACCUUCGUCCGUCCGGCUUGCGCCCUCUUUUUCUUUACACACUGCUGGUCUUCAGAUGGCUGCUCCAAUGCCCCAUACGCACCAGCAGUACAGUGACCGCCACCAGCCUAGCACUGACCAAUCUGUUACGGUCUUACCGUACAGCGACCAGACACCACAGCUCACUGCCAAUCAGAGGCACAUGCCCCAGUGCUUUCGUGACCCAACUUCAGCUCCCCUGAGGAAGCUCUCCAUUGACCUUAUCAAAACAUACAAACACAUCAAUGAGGUGUAUUAUGCAAAAAAGAAACGACGGCACCAACAGGGUCAGGGUGAAGACUCUAGUCACAAAAAGGAGAGGAAGGUCUUCAAUGAUGGCUAUGACGAUGAUAACUAUGACUACAUCGUCAAGAAUGGGGAGAAGUGGAUGGACCGUUAUGAGAUUGAUUCCUUGAUAGGAAAAGGGUCAUUCGGACAGGUUGUAAAGGCAUAUGACCGUGCAGAGCAGGAAUGGGUUGCUAUCAAGAUCAUUAAGAACAAGAAAGCUUUCCUCAAUCAAGCCCAGAUUGAAGUGCGCCUCCUUGAGCUUAUGAACAAACAUGAUACCGAGAUGAAAUAUUACAUUGUUCAUCUAAAACGGCACUUCAUGUUUCGGAACCACCUCUGUCUAGUAUUUGAAAUGCUUUCAUAUAACCUCUACGACCUGCUCCGAAAUACCAACUUCCGCGGAGUUUCACUAAAUCUCACCCGGAAGUUUGCCCAGCAGCUAUGCACUGCGCUGCUCUUCCUGGCCACACCUGAGCUCAGCAUCAUCCACUGUGACCUGAAGCCGGAGAACAUCCUACUCUGCAAUCCCAAGAGGAGUGCCAUCAAAAUAGUGGACUUUGGCAGCUCAUGCCAACUAGGACAAAGGAUAUACCAGUAUAUCCAGAGUCGCUUCUACCGCUCACCAGAGGUGCUGCUGGGAAUGCCCUAUGAUUUGGCCAUUGACAUGUGGUCCUUGGGUUGCAUUUUAGUGGAGAUGCAUACAGGAGAGCCCCUCUUCAGUGGAGCUAAUGAGGUGGACCAGAUGAACAAAAUAGUCGAGGUUCUUGGCAUCCCUCCUAAUCACAUUAUGGACCUAGCCCCAAAAGCCAGGAAGUUCUUUGAGAAGCUUUCGGAUGGGACAUGGAGUGUUAAGAAGACCAAAGAUGGCAAAAGGUAUAAGCCUCCAGCCUCAAGGAAGCUGCACUCCAUCCUGGGUGUGGAGACAGGGGGCCCAGGUGGCAGACGAGCAGGGGAGUCUGGCCAUGCUGUCGCUGACUACUUGAAGUUCAAGGACCUGAUCCUCCGGAUGCUGGACUAUGAUCCUAAGAGCCGCAUCCAGCCCUACUAUGCUCUGCAGCAUAGUUUCUUCAAGAAAACUGCAGAUGAGGGGACCAACACGAGCAGCAGCGUGUCCACCAGCCCUGCACUAGAGCAAUCCCAGUCGUCAGGAACCACCUCCAGCACCUCCUCAAGUUCAGGUGGAUCAUCUGGGACAAGUACAAGUGGAAGAGCAAGAUCAGACCCUACCCAUCACCACUUGCACAGUGGAGGACACUUUGGCACGACUAUGCCUGCUAUCGAUGGUGACAGCCUCUGCCCACAGACAAGGCAGCCUUAUCCACCGCCACUGGUGUGGGGAGGAGGGGUUGGUCCAGAGUCUGUCACCGGUGAGACCCAUCCUGUCCAGGAGACCACCUUCCACGUCCCCCCUCAGCACCCGAAGGCUCUGCACCCCCACUCACACACUCAUCACCACCACGGGCCCAUGAUGGCUACGCGGCCGCGCCCGCGUCACUACACGUCCCCGACACACAGUUCCUCCACACAGGACUCCAUGGAGGUGGUGCACGGCCAUCUGUCCAUGACCUCCCUGUCUUCCUCUGCCUCCUCUUCCUCCACAUCGUCCUCUUCCACUGGGAACCAUGGCAACCAGGCCUACCAGCUCCGCCAUUUGCCUGCGGGAGCUCUUGACUUUGGUCAGAAUGGUGGGCUGAGCAUGGGGCUAGGUGCCUUCUCGAACCCACGGCAGGAGACUGGCAUGGCAGCGCACCCUGCUUUCUCCAUGGGCACGAACACAGGGCCUGCCCACUAUCUAGCGGAGGGCCACCUGGGCAUGAGGCAGGGCAUGGACCGGGAGGAGUCUCCAAUGACUGGAGUGUGUGUGCAGCAGAGUUCGAUGGCCAGCUCGUGACUGCACUGACAUUUGGCUGUGUGUUCCCCCUGUGCGUCAUUUUUAAGGUGGUGUUUUUUACUACAAGGUGUGUUGAGAACAAAAGCUGCUCACGUCAGAAGGGAGAUAUCACUGAACCGCUACUGCAGAGAAAAACCUUUUGUUAAAAAGUAUAUAUGUAAUUUUCAUCCAUUUUUUUUUUUCUUUUUUUUCCUUUUUUUAAUUUUUUUUUUAUUUCAAUCAUUAGGCACAAAAUAAUACUGCAGAAUAACCAUAGUGAGAUUGAGACAUCCAUCUUACCAUUUCACCAGUUUCAUGUAACCACCAAGUAAUCACCAUAUGGUGUUAUGUGGCAAAAUCUUCUAUAGAGCAUUUCAGAGUAAAGGUUCAAGCUGUUCUGCCAGUAGUUGUUGGUGAUAAAAUGCCUGGCGUUCUCUUUCGGUUCUGACCGUGGACUGCCUGACAUUACUGUUCCACUGGUUCUCAAUUAUUUUGCCCUUUUAAGUGAAAUUUCACAAAAGCUGCUCGUAAAUCCUGUAGCUUGACAAUGAGGGGAAGUGUUGCAGUGAUAUUUCUUGUAUUGGUCUUGGUAUUGUGUAACUCUUGUUUAAAGGGGAACACAUAGCAGCGGAAUUCCUACAGCAUGUGCUGGCCGGAUGCCGCAGGUGGAUACUGACACCACGAGGUCAAUGGAGAGGGAAGCACCUCCCUCAAAGCCGGGAGACCUGUGGUCCUGCAGUCCUGGGCUCCGCGACCGGGCCGGGCUGGGCCGCGCACAGAUGAGAGCAGCAGUGGGCAUGGGAGACGUAAGGAUCCAGCCCAGUGAAUGGAAGACAGUCAGUGGCUGGUUCUUAGAUAACCCUUUGGCCUUAUGACUCUGGGACUUGGAACGAGAUGGAGCUGGACAUUAUGAUUUGAAUUAAGAUGGCUUUUCUCUAUUUUUCUCUCCAGACAGCCCUUAAUUCUUAAAGGAAAUUAAAACAACACAGAAAAGGUAAAUAAGAAUGGUAAUUUGAGGCCUUUCUCAACAAGAUUUCUUCAGCAGGGCCCCAUAUAACAGGGUCUUAUUGUACACAACAACCUCCUAAACAUUACUUCCUUGAAAAUCUUACUCACUGGUUAAAAUUUUGCAGUGGAAAGAACUAUCUAUUCCAGAGUCUACCUUUUUAUGUUUGGUUAUUUUCCCCUUUUGCAUGUAGUUCCUCAUCAGAACCACCUGCACAAGUCUCUCCAUCUAAAAAACAUGGAAACUGAAGAAAAAAAUGAGUUAAGUGACUGCCUUUUUUCUCCUCAAAUUAUGCUGUGAAUUUUACAAGAAUUUAUUUUCCCUUUGGAUAUGUUUUUAUACCAAAGCAGUUGUUUUAUAGCAUAUAGGUGUCUGUAACCAAUAAUGUAGCAGUUCACCACUUUGACGCAAAGUUUAUCAAGAUCUUAUUUUAACGUCAAUACAAACAGCUGCAAUAUAUUACUUUAGCAAAACUGGAGACCGUUGUUGAGACCGUUGGCUAUUGUGUAUUCUGGCCAAAAUUGUUUUGGCAUUUUACCAAAACUGUUUCCAUAUUAAUUGGUAGAUUAUUUUGGGAGUCUUUUAAAUCUUUGGUAUGUUAGAGAAUUUGGUAGUUACUCUGCAGGCUCCGGAGUAGCAACAUAGAAUCUGAUGGUUUAAAAAAAGGAGACUAAUGCGUUCUAUUUCUGUGUUGUCGUCUUUCUUUUGCCCCCAUCAUACUAUUUCAAAGGGUUGUGCUGCCUUUCAUACAUCAUCUGGUCAACUAGGCUUUUAAAUGCUGAGAAACAAGUCUUGGCAGGGUAAGGAUAAUUGUGGCAAAUCAGUUUGAGUUGAGUUGUAUUGCUCUGAAAUGGUAGGGCAGAUCCCCUUGAUUGUUGUCCUAUUCAAAGGGAAAGGGAAGUCCGUCAGCCCACAGUCAACAUGCUUUGCCCAGGCAGACGUGCAUGUUCUUCAAACAUAGUCAAUAUUUUUUGUUAUAUCAGGGAUUUUCAAGUGCUUUCUGUCUUCUGUUGCUCAUUUAACCAGUUUUUUGAAAUAAAGAAAUCCUGCCUACCACUACUUUUCAAAUAAAGGGCAGGCCACAGGUCAUGCUGUUGUCAUUUUGAAGGAGAAACAUCAACAAGAAAUCAUGCUUGGUAUUUCCACAAACACAAAUGUAAAGCUACCUAUUGAGAUUGGGGUUUAUCUGGAUGUCAAGGUUAAUUGCAAAUUUGCAAUCAUUUUCAUACCCCACUGAAUUUGACACAUUUAGAAUUGGCCAGUGAUUUUACUGCUGGCUCUCAUACUGGUACUAAACAUUCCAAAAAUAAAUAAAGACUGAAAAAUAAAAAAAAUUGACUGCAGUGACUAGUAAGUGUGCGCCUAUUUCAGAUCAUGCUGAUUGACCUCUUAUUUAGAGCAGUUGUCAUGAAAUGCAGCCCCUUUUUAAUAGUUGAAAUAGAAUUUAUGUAUAUAUUUAUAUUUUUUUAAUAAAGGAAGUAUAGAACUCACUACCUUGCUCCUGCUGGUAUGUUGAUUAUGUUUGUCAAUUUGGUGACCAUUCAGUGGGCAGGAACUCCUGUUUUCUUAGUGGCAAAGCCUUGCCUUUUGGCAAAGGUACUUGACUACAUCAGGACAACACUAUGAGGUAGGGUUUGAAUCAAACAGGGAAAGCUAGAUCUUCAAACCUUAAUAAUUUUCACAGGGUAUAUUGUAAGUGCAUGUACAUCACAGACCUUACUUUUUGGUUAUAUGAAAAGCACAUGGUUGAAAAAAGGUUCCAUCUUUCAUAAGCCUGUUGAGUUUGUGAGUUUUUCACAAACACAUUCUUGUUGACAUAUCUGAACACCCAAUAGAAGUUGAAAUACGUAUUUAAGUUCAAGUUUCCCUUUCAUUUUUUCACAUUUUUCCACUUUUGUUGUACAUGCAACAUGCACUAUAGAAUUGAACAGCAUGGGGGAAAGGAUAAGUCCAUGUAUCCACAGAUUGUAAGAUCUAGUCAAGACUUUGCUGUGUUUAUGACAAUGCCCUUUGUAUUAUAUUAAGACAGUCUUAUGUAUGAUAUAUAAAAAGAAGUUAAUUGAA